Megalops cyprinoides (Indo-Pacific tarpon) is the source of this 3329-nucleotide messenger RNA. RefSeq names its product lon peptidase 2, peroxisomal (gene lonp2). Gene Ontology annotation, molecular function: serine-type endopeptidase activity; ATP binding; ATP-dependent peptidase activity. Bases 77 to 2686 code for a protein of 869 amino acids. The transcript has 15 exons. The record is from RefSeq and is a predicted model, not a curated record. Lineage: Eukaryota; Metazoa; Chordata; Actinopteri; Elopiformes; Megalopidae. Gene Ontology annotation, cellular component: peroxisomal matrix. Gene Ontology annotation, biological process: protein processing; protein targeting to peroxisome; protein quality control for misfolded or incompletely synthesized proteins.
CGUAAACACAGUCUGUCUCUGUCCGAGGUUGCGUCGUCCUGUAUUGAGGGAAGAAAGUUUUCUUACACCUUCAAACAUGGCGAGCAAUAGCGGUAUCCGGAUCCCGAGCCGCCUCCCGCUGCUGCUGACCCACGAAGGGGUGCUGUUACCCGGCUCCACCAUGCGGAUCAGCGUGGACACGGCGCGCAAUAUGCAGCUGGUGAAGAGCAGGCUUCUGAAGGGGACCUCGCUGAAAAGCACCAUCAUCGGGGUGAUCCCCAACACCCGGGACCCCGAGCACGAAGCCGAGGACCUGCCCACCUUACACAGCAUUGGCGUGGCAGGGCUGGCAGUACAGGUGGUGGGGAGUAACUGGCCGAAGCCUCACUACACCCUGCUGAUCACUGGACUGUGUCGGUUACGCGUGACGCAGCUGCUGAAGGAACGGCCCUUCCCUGUGGCCGAGGUGGAGCAGCUGGACAAGCUGGAGCAGUAUACCAGCGCAGACGCAGACGCAGCCGCAGCCGACGCAGCCAGCGCAGACAGCGCAGACACGGCUGGCGAGCUGGGGGAACUGUCCCAGAGGUUCUACCAGACCGCUGUGCAGCUGGUUGGCAUGUUGGACAUGUCUGUCCCAGUGGUUGCUAAGUUACGGCGCCUGCUUGAUAGUCUGCCCAGAGAGACACUGCCGGAUGUCAUUACCGCCAUGAUCCGCACGUCUAACCAGGAGAAGCUCCAGGUUCUGGAUGCAGUGGGUCUGGAGGAGCGCUUCAGGAGGACUCUGCCCCUGCUGACCCGACAGAUCGAAGGCCUCAAACUGCUGCAGAAAACACGCAAACCACGGCCUGACGAUGACAAGAGGGUUCUGGCGGUUCGGAGGGGGGGAGUGUUCCCAGGACGUCAGUUUUCCCUGGAGGAUGAGGGUGAGGAAGAGGGUGGUGACGAUACAGCUGUGCUGGAGAGGAAGGUCAGACUGGCCAACAUGCCGGAGCCAGCACUGCGGGUGUGCCUCAAGGAGCUCAAACGGCUGAAGAAGAUGCCACAGUCCAUGCCAGAAUUCGCCCUCACCAGAAACUACCUGGAGCUGAUGGUGGAGUUGCCUUGGAGCAAGUCUACUACAGACUGCCUGGACAUCCGCGCGGCGCGGGUGCUGCUGGACAGCGAUCACUACGCCAUGGAGAAGCUGAAACGUCGCGUGCUGGAGUACCUGGCCGUGCGGCAGCUCAAACGGGCCCUCAAGGGCCCCAUCCUCUGCUUCGUGGGGCCGCCGGGCGUGGGCAAGACCAGCGUGGGCCGUUCCAUCGCUCGAACCCUCGGCCGAGAGUUCCACCGCAUCGCCCUGGGCGGAGUCUGCGACCAGUCCGACAUCCGCGGCCACAGGCGCACAUACGUGGGCAGUAUGCCGGGUCGUAUCAUCAAUGGGUUGAAGACGGUGGGUGUGAACAACCCGGUGUUCCUGCUGGACGAAGUGGACAAACUGGGCAAGAGCCUGCAGGGGGACCCUGCUGCCGCCCUGCUGGAGGUUCUGGACCCAGAGCAGAACCACAGCUUCACUGAUCAUUACCUCAACGUGGCCUUUGACCUCUCCCAAGUCCUCUUCAUCGCCACGGCAAACACCACAGCAACCAUCCCCCCUGCACUUCUGGACAGGAUGGAGGUUCUGCAGGUGCCAGGCUACACGCAGGAGGAGAAGGUGGAGAUCGCUCACCGGCACCUGAUCCCCCAGCAGCUGGAGCAGCACGGCCUCACACCCCAGCAGCUGCAAAUCCCCCAGCACACCACCCAGGACAUCAUCAGCAGGUACACGCGUGAGGCGGGUGUGCGCUCUCUGGAGAGGAAGAUUGGGGCAGUCUGUCGUGCGGUGGCAGUGAAGGUGGCCGAGGGGCACAAAGUGUGCAAACCGGAAUCCCCUCCUCCUGAGCGAGCCCCCAGCGCAGGGGAGGCCGGAGAGCGGGUGGGGCGAGGGGAGGAGUCUCUGGAUGGAUCCACAGAGCUGGCCCUGCCCCCUGAGAUGCCCAUCGUGAUCGACCGCCACGCCCUGAGGGACAUCCUGGGCCUGCCCCUCUUCGAGAUGGAGGUGUCUGAGCGGCUGACACUGCCGGGUGUGGCCAUCGGGCUGGCCUGGACGCCGCUGGGCGGGGAGAUCAUGUUUGUGGAGGCCAGUCGCAUGGAGGGGGAGGGGCAGCUGACGCUCACCGGGCAGCUGGGGGACGUCAUGAAGGAGUCGGCCCAACUCGCCAUCAGCUGGCUACGCAGCAACGCCAAGAAGUACCAGCUGACCAACCCAGGGGGCGGGGCAGAUCCGCUGGAGGGGACGGACAUUCACCUGCACUUCCCGGCGGGUGCGGUCACCAAGGACGGCCCCUCGGCUGGCGUCACCAUGGUAACGUGCCUGGCCUCACUCUUCAGUGGCAGACUGGUGCGCUCUGACGUGGCCAUGACCGGAGAGAUCACACUGAGGGGCCUGGUCCUGCCGGUGGGCGGGAUUAAGGACAAGGUUCUUGCAGCUCACAGGGCAGGCCUGAAACGGGUCGUCCUGCCCAAACGCAACGAGAAGGACCUGGAGGAGAUUCCGGCUCAUGUUCGGGCUGAGCUGGACUUCGUGACCGCUAGCUCGCUGGACCAGGUCCUGAAUGCUGCGUUUGACGGCGGCUUCCCGGCUGUCUCACCAGCGAUUGGCCAGCCGCAGGUCACCAGCAAACUGUGAGCGAGACCCGAGGCGAGGCGGCGUCAGCGAAGUUAAUUUCCUGGAUUUUUUGACAGCAUUAUAAACACUAAUUUUCCUGCAAAACCAACUUAAUUGUAGGUUUUUUGGUUUGUAAUCCAGCCACGUUAGUGUCUGUUAGGGUCGUUGGUGUCUGUUGGAGGAAUGAGGAAUGGCUCUGAUUGGUGGAAUCACAGUUCGCUGGGAGUCCCUGUGAGCUCUGAUUGGUGGAAUGGAGGUGAGGGCUGAGAGCAGAGGGAACUGUGGGAACUCGGACCAGACAAGCCGAUCCCAGUUUAAGACCUUGCAAAGAGAUUCCUCUUUCUCAAGGCGUUCAUGUUGCUCUGGGACGUUCUCACUGGCUGCAGCUUAUUGCUGGAGGACGAUUGCAUUUUCUGAAGACAGACAUUAUCAGGAUAUUCAGCACUGGGCAGGGAGGCUCUUUAUGUUUGUCUGACAGGUGAAUUGUGGCAGGAAAACCUGCUCUUCAGUUGUGAAAGGAGUCAGUGUUUUUUGGCUGGAAAGUGUGUCUUGCAUCAUCCAGGUUUGUGUGAUGGCACCUGGUGCACACCUCGAUUAGCAGUAACUAACCAAUGACUGUAACAGCCAGCAUUUUUUCUGCCUCGAAAAUAAAGCAGAAUGUCGA